Ascochyta rabiei is the source of this 921-nucleotide messenger RNA. RefSeq names its product Mss4p nuclear export. Lineage: Eukaryota; Fungi; Ascomycota; Dothideomycetes; Pleosporales; Didymellaceae. Gene Ontology annotation, cellular component: nucleus. The coding region runs from base 1 to 921 and encodes 306 amino acids. The record is from RefSeq and is a predicted model, not a curated record. The transcript is spliced from 3 exons.
AUGGCCAAGCGGAAACAGGAUCCAGAGGAGCUGCCCGAUGCGCCCGAGAGCAAGGGCAAGGGCAAGGGCAAGGGCAAGGGCAUCGACAAGGGCAUCGACAUGGGCAUCGACAAGGGCAUCGACAAGGGCAUCAAGGCCGACGACGACAGCGACAGCGACGAGGACAUGGACAUGGUGAACGUCGACUUCGAGUGGUUCGACCCCAAUCCCGAGGUCGACUUCCACGGCCUGAAGUCCUUGCUGCGCCAGCUUCUGGAUGUCGACAACCAGCUGUUCGACCUGAGCGAGCUCGCCGACCUGAUCCUGUCACAGCCGCUGCUGGGCAGCACUGUCAAGGUCGACGGCUUGGAGACGGACCCCUAUGCUUUCUUGACCGUGCUGAACCUGGAGACACACAAGGACAAGAAGGUGAUUCGCGACCUCCACGCCUAUCUCAGCAAGAAGGCGCCAGGCCUUCUCCCCGCCGCACCUGCGCAAAUUGGUCUGGUCCUCACCGAGCGCUUCAUCAACAUGCCCCACGAGAUCGUGCCGCCCAUGUACACGAUGCUCAUGGAGGAGAUCCAGUGGGCCGUCGACGAGAAGGAGCCCUACGCAUUCACACACUACCUCGUGCUCUCCAAGGCAUACUCCGAGGUCGCCUCGAGUCUGCCUGCAGUCGGCCAGCCGCCCAGCAAGAAGAAGAAGGCGGCCAAGGCGGACGACGAGACCUUCUACUUCCACCCAGAGGACGAGGUGCUGCACCAGCACGCUGUCGGCCACACGACCUUUGACUACGAUACCCCGGUCGACGAGGGCGCAAGCGACAGCAAGAGAGCGUUCCAGGAGAUGGGCGUCAAGCCCCAGGGCCAUGUGACGUUGAUCGAGGCGGACAGGUUCGCAGGUGCCGUCGAGGCCGUCAAGUCGUUCCUGAGCGGUCAGUAG